Balearica regulorum gibbericeps (East African grey crowned-crane) is the source of this 1457-nucleotide messenger RNA. The record is from RefSeq and is a predicted model, not a curated record. NCBI's taxonomy places the organism in Eukaryota, Metazoa, Chordata, Aves, Gruiformes, Gruidae.
AUGGGCAGCAGAUCUGGGAAAUGGAGGCAACAGUGGACAAAGAUAAGAGCCAGCCUAGCAUGCUUUUUGUAGAAAUACCAGAGUACCGUAACAAGCACAUUCGCACAGCUGUGAAGGUGAAUUUCUACGUCAUCAAUGGGAAAAGAAAAAGAAGCCAGCCCCAGCAUUUCACCUAUCACCCAGUACCAUCAAUCAAAACAGAGCCCAUUGAUGACUAUGAUCCAGCCUUAAUCUGCAAUACAGUACACAGUGGUCUGGGAACAGUAACACAGCCUUACUAUUCACAGCAUACAAUGGUCACCGAAUCCCCUUCCUGUCUUGUGGCCACUAUGGCUCCUUGCCAGCAGUUGCGCUCAGGCCUUUCUUCUCCUGAUUCUCGAUACCAUCAGCAGAAUCCGGCAGCUGUAAUAUACCAAAGAAGCAAGAGCCUUAGCCCGAGCCAGCUGGGCUACCAGCAAUCCAAUUUGAUGGCUACACCGAUCACUAUUUCAGAUGCCCAUAGGUCAGUGCUGGUGCACGCUGGUUCUCCAGGCCAAACUUCAGCGGUGCUCCACCACUCCCCAGGCAACCAGCAGUCUUCUCCAGUGAUUCACUAUUCUCCAACCAACCAGCAGCUGAGGUGUGGAAGUCACCAAGAAUUUCAGCACAUCAUGUGCUGUGAAAAUUUUACGUCCAAUGUUGCAAGAUCCAGCCAGCCCCAGGUCAGUCAAGCACAAAGGUUAAGUCCGAGUUCAUACCCUACCGUGAUUCAGCAGCAGACAGCCUCGGGCCAGCGAGCAGCAAAAAAUGGACCACCGGUUAGCGACCAGAAAGAAGUGUUACCAGCUGGAGUCACUAUUAAACAGGAACAGAACCUGGACCAAGCAUAUCUGGAUGACGGUAGGCAGCUAUUGGCAAUCUGGUUGAUUGGUUCUUUUAUUAAAGUAUGUUCCUUGCAAGAGGAAAUUAAUGCAAAGUUAAUAGUGCAGCUGGACGCUGCAAUCAUAAAGGCCAGUAGCAAAACUGACAUUGAUUUUAGUGGGAGCAGAUGUAAAGGUGAAUCCCCAGAGGAAGGGACUAUUCAUGAAAAAUUGGCAGAGAAACCUCUGUUCCCCACCUCUGCCUCAGAGAUUCAUCGCUCUUGGAGGUUCUUUGGGUGUGAAGAUAAGCCAUGGCGGGUAGCUGUUACGCACAAGCCUGAGCAGGGUGUACCUCCAGGAAACCCCGGGUCUCCUGGGGACCCGAGACGCAAAACUACUGUGUUAGCCCUGAGCAAGCUCAGUCCGGGACUGAGCUCUUUCCUGCGGCUUUGGUCUCACGCAGCCCACUCCGUGCUGGUCCCACGGCUCCUCGGGGAGACAGGCAUGCGUGUGCGGAGGAGAGGAGGGGUCAUUGCAGCCAGGAGGGAAGGCGAGACACAGGGCUCCCCGCAGUCGAUGGGGUCCUACGGGCUCGGCUGGGGUGCCGGCACGUUGUGA